CGCAAGCAAUUCUCACUCGGGGUGGUCUAUAAGAUUGCCUUUUUGAAGAAUUGUCUGACUGAGAUGACAGACAAUUAAGUGAAUGAAAAAUUAUAGGCAUUGCAAGGACUACUGAGCUGAUGCUGUGUAUGAUGGUGCGUGGCUGCUUUUGUUUUUCCAGCAAUUUCAUUCACAACAGGCUGCUGCUAAUAUUGUAAGAUGAUUUCUCAUUUUCCCACUAUUGCUGCUGUUGUUGUCAUUCUAUUGUGCAUCACUGAUCAAUGCACAGCUCAAGAUACUGACUGUUCUGCUUUAGCCAGUGCUGGUAACUGCAGUUUUUAUGAUUGCUUGAGCACUAAAUUCAGUUGCGGACGAAGGGAUUAUCCUCUUUUCCGUGGAAGACGCUACUGUCGCAGAUUCAUGAGACAAUCAGAGUCCUUCACAACAGCAGGUCAAGCAUGGAUUACUAAUGUCCAUAAAUGUUUGAUGCAGUCUAUUGUCAACAGUGCUCUCUAUAGUAAUGCAAAUACUCAUUGUAGUGAGUUUGGAAAUCUUGAAUUUGAAAAUCGUCCUAAAUGUUACAUCGAUAAUGGGUUCUGUACAAAUAUAUUCUUAUCACCUCAAUGUCAGAACCUAAAUCAAAUUGAAAAUAGAAUUUUUCAUGAUUAUAAAAAAAGUAAUUGGAGUAGAACAUUGAUAAAUCAGAUUAAAACAACAACUGCUUCAUGCCCUUCCCAAAUUUCUACAUUCCUUAAUGAUGCUUCACAGUGCGAUAGGCCUGACACUUCUCUUGUAUCUGUUAUACAAAACUAUUUAGAUUGUACUGCAAGGGCUUUUGAUUUUAUUAUUUUAUUGGAUGCAUCUGGAAGUGUUACAGCUCAAAACUUUGAAAUAAUGAAAAACUUUGUUGCAAACAUGCUGUCUAACUUUACCAUUGGACCAAAUGACACCCGAGUUGGAGUCAUUCGUUUUGCUGACACUCCAUCAAUUGUUAUCCAAUUAGGUUCCAUUAAUACCUAUUCACAAUUGGCUACUGCUGUCAGAAGCAUACCAUACACUGGAGGAUUUACUUAUACUAACUUAGCAUUGGAUCUAUUGACUACAGCAUUUGCUACUGCUCGUGUCAGUGAAGGUGUUCCUCGUGUAGUUGCUGUUCUUACUGAUGGAUUGUCUACCGUCCCUUCAGCAACAAUACAAUCUGCUCAAGCUGUCCAUAAUGACAAGAUUAAUGUUUUCUCUUUUGGUAUUGGAAGUGGUGUCAGUAAUGCAGAGUUAGUUGCCAUUGCUUCAGAUGGUCAACAAGGUGUUUUUACCAUAAGUGGUUUUUCUUCUAAUACUUUUCAGGCUGUUUUGAUACAAUUACGAGUCUCAACAUGUGCAUCCCCAACAGAAUCUGAGACUGGAAAAGAAAUCGCUACUACCCUUCCAAAAGGAUCGUCUCGUUUGUUACAAUAUGUGUUUCCAUCAAUGGGAAUGACACUAAAAAUUGAUAUUACAGUGGGAAAUUUGGUAGUUCGUGGAUCGUUUAAUGUACAAAACCCAGAUGUGCUAACACAAGAUUUCUCCGUCAUGAGCAAUGGAAAUGACAUUGAUUAUUUCAUUAGUCCACAAUUAUAUAUACAGUCAACUACUGAUGAUGAUGAUGAUGAUGAUGAUGAUGAUGAUGAUGGAAGCCGUAAAAAGAGGCAGACAUCAAUGCCUAAUGUGUACUUUUCUGUUGCUGGAUUGAAUGAUAUCAAUUCAUUUGCAUUGAAUACUACUUUUGGUGAUACUACUUCACCAAUACCUGAUUGCUCUGGCUUAUGUAAAUUCAAACUUCUGAAAAUGACAUGUGAGGUUAUAAGGAUGAAUGGUGAACAUAUACCAGCUCCAUGCCGUAAUUGAUUUAUUUAUUUUUUUUGGUCUUUUUAUUGUGGUAGUGAUUAAGUAGUUAACUUUUGUCAAAUGCAAUUUUGUCUUAGAAUUUUA
Amphimedon queenslandica is the source of this 1947-nucleotide messenger RNA. RefSeq lists its product as uncharacterized. The record is from RefSeq and is a predicted model, not a curated record. NCBI's taxonomy places the organism in Eukaryota, Metazoa, Porifera, Demospongiae, Haplosclerida, Niphatidae. The coding region runs from base 199 to 1863 and encodes 554 amino acids. The transcript is spliced from 8 exons.